CUAAAAUUGUAAACAAGAGUACAAUGAACUCCUUCUUAUUAGUCAUUUUGUAGAUUAAAUAUAACACAAAUAGCCCUUUAUAUAAAUGAAAAGGUUACUAAAAUGGGGUUUCCAAGUCGUAUUAUAUGUUUGGUGAAGUUGUUGAGUGAACUAUCAGUGUACCUAGUGUUUCUAAAACUGGGCGUGUGAUAGUGUAAUAACACGGAUUUUAAAUGUAAUUUUUAGUGUUUACGAUUAAUGAGAUUUGUUUUGUUAACCGAACAGAUAGGUUCAUAUCUUAUUAGAUAAUGAUGAUGGUGUAGAAAUGGAAGCUAGCAGCGAAGCCGGCUAUUGUGAACGAGAGACUUGGGAUGACUGGGGUAGUCACUCUUCACUCAGCCAACAAGAAGAUUUGGCAACCCAAAGCAGCGGUCGGGUGGAAGAUGUAUCCACCCUUCGUGCGGAACGUGACGCGCUGGUGCGUGCGUUGGCGAAUGAGCGUCAACGCGCGGCCAGUGCGGCGAGAGCUCACGAUGCAAGACUCGCUGAACUGCAUGGAGUCAUUGCUGAAUUGGUUAGGCGGCGAGCGACUGAUAAACGGGCGAAGGCGAUACCCGAGGAGGAAGUCUCUGAUGAAUGCGAGUCGACAACACAGCCGGCCGGUGAAUUAGACGCAGACAUCGAUUUAUCUAGGACCGACCAGAACGAGAAUUCAUCGCUUGUGAGUCCAGCUGAAUUACCCACUCCCCAAGAACCAAAGGAUCUUCCCGAAGAUAGCGCCAGUACAAGCACGAAUGAAAUCAAAAUUCAACCGACACUAGAAGUCUCACCACCACAAGAUUCAGAGAACUGCUCCAGUUUGAGGCUAUCGGAGAGAGAUUCAGAGAUAUGUGUUACAACAGCCAGAUGCUGCCAGUACAGCCGUGCUCAUGGUUCGAACAACAGCUGCCAAAGAGAGAGAGGUUCACCAGCUCUCCUACCGCCAUCUCCUGGACGUUGCGAGUCCCGUCAGGCGAAGAUCGCGUCCCGGGUUCGACUAAAAAAGACGUCUGAAACUGAAACGAAUCAACCAAUAUCUAAUGAAGAGUGGUGCGUGGAAGCUGCAGAACGGCUCGCCUUAGAUGUAUGUGCUCAGGCCGAUCUUAGAGAAGCUCUUGUCGCCGCUAACCAUGAAGAGGAGUCAAUAACCACUGAACUGUGGCGAGCGCGUUGCGUUCGUCUUGCCGCUGAAUGUCGCGUUCUAGACGCAGCCUUACAUAGGGCGGUGGACACACAACACCGAUUAUCCUGCGCGUGCGCAAUGCACGAGUCGUCGUCCGUAGUACUGUGCUCCGCGUUAAAGGCCGCAGAUCGGGCUUUGGAGACCUACGAUGUGUUGCUGGCUUUGGCUGAGACGCAAAACGAUACGGAUAGUCCGGAGCGCUCCGCAGCUGAAGGGGUGGCUCGUCGGUUGCUGCGUCGCCUUGAGAGCGGACCUGUGUGGGGUCAGGCGAUGCUGUCCCCGGGACCUUGGCACGACCAUCAACAAAAUAAUUCAACAGAGGAAGAUCUAGACCCGUGGAGCGAGGAAUGUGAAGUGCGUCUGCGCAGACACGCGGCGCGACUCAAAAGAGAAACCGUCGCUCUACGCGCAUUGAGACCGCCACCACACAUGUAUUCGCCGCACGAUAUGGAGGAAAGUGAGGAGAAUCCGGUGGAGAAUGGAUUGUCAGAUAUGGAGGCAGCUGUCAUGAUGCAGGAGGUGCUACUGGCUCGCGAGAAUAGGGUGGUAGAGAGAGCUGCGUCAAUACUACAAAAGGACAAUUUACAACACAAGAGCGACGGAUCACGCAGCCGUCGCCGUGCGGAGAGGGAGCGACACUGGCUCGACACACAAGCGUCUGAAACUGAUUUAUAAACUACCCACAUUUAUCACACGAGAACAAACUUUUUAUUAAAAAUAAUUUAAUUAAUUUUUUUAGUUUUUCCGAGCAGAAUUUUUAGAAUUCAUGAUAUUCUGGAAAAUUUAAAUUCGUAAACGAAAAGUUUGUUUUCCCUUUCUUACACAUAUGGUUAAAGCGAGACAACGAUUUAGCAUCACAUAGAAGUACAAUGUAACAGUGUUUAGUUUAGAUUAGAAAUUGCUAAAAACAUAGAAAGUAGGGUAGUAUUUUUUUUAUUUUGAAUUUUGUAUUUAUUAAUAUUAAUAAAAGCAAUAUAACAUAUCUUUAUGUGCAUUUGGUUAAAAAAUCUGUAUUAGAGAUAAAAAAGAUAUUUUUGAAAGCCUAAAUAUUGCUUAGGUGUAAAAGAGAUGCCAAAUGCUUAAAUGCCUUAUUGCUAUCUCACUCUUGCAUGAGUGAAAUGUAUAUUCACACUUAUGGGCAAUAAUUUUGGCACGUGUAUUUUUAAAUGUGAAUCGAACUUAAAUUAAGUUUCAAGAGGUGUCAAAAUUUCUGUACAUUCUGACAUUGACAAUGCUCAAGACUGAGCGAAAUAAUUUUGAAAACAUUUAACAAACUU
This is a messenger RNA of Pieris napi, 2478 nucleotides long. RefSeq lists its product as uncharacterized. The transcript has 17 exons. Lineage: Eukaryota; Metazoa; Arthropoda; Insecta; Lepidoptera; Pieridae. The coding region runs from base 305 to 1876 and encodes 523 amino acids. The record is from RefSeq and is a predicted model, not a curated record.